Messenger RNA from Aedes albopictus (Asian tiger mosquito), 1423 nucleotides. RefSeq names its product serine protease Hayan-like. Gene Ontology annotation, molecular function: serine-type endopeptidase activity. Bases 306 to 1394 code for a protein of 362 amino acids. NCBI's taxonomy places the organism in Eukaryota, Metazoa, Arthropoda, Insecta, Diptera, Culicidae. The record is from RefSeq and is a predicted model, not a curated record. The transcript has 2 exons. Gene Ontology annotation, biological process: proteolysis.
UGUCGCGCAACAGCAGCGACGCUGAUAACGAAUCGUUGCUCACGACGCACAAGCCAGGUCCUAUAAGAUUGUACCCUACUAGGUUCUGACUACCGUUAUCCGUAGUCGGAGAGCGAACUUCAAGUGGGUCGGAACAGACCUCGCAUCGGUCGUGCCGGUCGGUUUUCCCCGUGGUGGUAAUAGUAUUUGAACUCGCGUAGAUCAGCGUUACACACUUUCGAAGACGUGACAUCAACGUAGAUCAACCGGAUUAUACAAGUUAAGAGAGCUCAACAAAUUGUUUCGAUUACUACUUCGGUUUGAGUAUGGAUCGAGCGCUGAACGUCAUUAUCGCGAUGCAAUUCGCCUGGAUCGGGCUAGCAUCUGAGAUUACGUUUAUUGAUUCGCUACUUCAUGAGGGUGACGCAUGUACCUUGGCGGACGGAGUAACUCGUGGAACGUGCCGGCGAGAUACCAGCUGUCUCUAUUUGAAGACUGUAUCACAGGAUGAGUGGAAAACUUGUGCGUUCGUUGGGAAUUCUGCGAUCGUUUGCUGCCCAGAUAAGACACCAAUCGCCCUUCAAGAUGUACCAGGUCGUUUCAAAUACAAAAGCGAUGAAAUGUGUGCAAGUUUUAGGGAUACUCCUGUAACCACGAAUCACAUUCUCAACGGAACGGAAGCCCAGAUCGAGGACUUUCCCUAUCUGGGUGCUCUGGCACUCCAGGAGUCUCAUGAACCAAAGUACGGUUGUGGAGCCAGCCUUAUUUCUGAUCGAUUCCUACUCACUGCCGCACAUUGCGUAGUUGGCAAAAAAAUUGUUCACGUUCGGCUUGGAACUCUGAGCCUCGAGGAUAAUACCGUUGGCGAAGAACCGGUUAUCAUUGGCAUCGAGGAACCAAAAUACAUCCAUCCUAACUAUACCAAAGUCAAUCGCAGGAUGCUCAGAAAUGACAUUGCCUUGCUCAAGUUGAAUCGCACGGUAGUAGAAGAGUUCUUGAUACCGGCCUGCCUGUAUACGGAACAAUCCGAUCCCUUGCCGGGUGUGCCGUUGUCGAUUGCCGGAUGGGGUGUUACCGAUGCUAAUGAUGGGGACAUGUCUCCAAUCUUACUGAAGGCUCAGGUGUCGACUUACGAGCGAGAUAAAUGCGACUCUGAUAUGAAAAAUGACUCGAAUCCAUUUGCGAGAGUUGGACUAGUCAGCGGUCAGUUGUGUACCCUCAGUAGAAAGGAAGGGGAGCUUAUGAACGAUACUUGCCCCGGAGAUUCAGGAGGACCUUUAGAGCUAUCCGUCGGUCGUCGGAAUUAUAUUGUGGGCAUAACGUCCACAGGUAUGCCAUGCGGUACCAAUUUUCCAGGUAUAUAUACCCGUGUAUCACAGUACAUCAGAUGGAUUGAGUCGAUUAUUUUUCCCUAAUAAAAAGAGUGUGAAAUUAUUUAUUCAAA